AUGGAGCGGCCCAGCCAGGUGGUCCCAACGGUUGGCUUUUCUGUCGAGAAGUUCGUUCUUGACGGGAUGGCUCUGACGGUUGUGGACAUGUCAGGGCAGGAGAAAUAUGUCAAGCUGUGGGAGUCUUUCUACAAAGAUAUUCAGGCAGUCGUCUUUGUCGUCGACUCGGCUGAUCGCGCCCGGCUGUCGGCUGCAAAAGCGCUUCUAGAUUCGGUGCUCGAGCGGCCAGAGCUCGAGCAUUUGCCGCUUCUGGUGUUUGCCAACAAAGCAGACCUUGUGCACGCUCUGCCCGCAGUCCAGGUAGCCCAAGUAUUGGCGGUCGAUCGCCCCGGCAAGCGAAGAGCUUGGCACAUCAGUGCUAGCAGCGCCCUGACAGGACAGGGACUGGAGGAAGGGAUCAAGUGGCUUCGAGACCGGCUUCGCAAUCGAUGA
Molecule: messenger RNA, 432 nt
Organism: Klebsormidium nitens
Lineage: Eukaryota; Viridiplantae; Streptophyta; Klebsormidiophyceae; Klebsormidiales; Klebsormidiaceae
Source: the annotation of a GenBank genome assembly